GCGCGAAAAUGCUUCCUUCGGAAAAUCGACACCGUUUUCGGUUGCUCCCUUUGAUGGUGAUGGCUUUCUUGAUGAGUGCGGUUGAAGGUGCGCGAAUAUUGGCAAUUUUCCCAUCACCGGCCCGAAGCCAUCAGAUUGUGUUUCGUGCGUUCGUCGAGGCCCUAGUCGAGCGGGGACACGAACUGACGGUAAUGACUCCGGAUCCCAUCCCACUGCAAGCGGUUAACGGCAGUAUUCAGCAAAUAGAUUGGAGCUAUGUGUAUAAAGUGGUUGAAAGUGAAUGUGACGUGGCGAAGGUCAGCCAGGAAGGGUGGAACACGUUGAAGGUCACACAACAGGUGCUUCUUGUGACGGAAAUGUUUAUCAAAGCGGAAUUGGGUCACCCGGAAGUGCAACGCAUGAUAAAGGAUCGGCGGGACCAGUUUGAUGCAGUUAUUGUUGAAUAUUAUCAGAUGACUCCUUUCUACGCGUUCGCUGAGUUCUACGGUGCUCCAUUGAUUGGGAUUACGUCGAUUGAAUCGAUUUCGGUCGCCCACAGAGCGGUUGGGAAUAUUGAUAAUCCAGUAGCUCAUCCGGAGUAUCAUCACAAAUUCACUCGUAAUCUCCGGUUCGUGCAACGACUGGAAGCAUUCAUUACCAGACUAGUUCUGGAUUAUUUUAUCUUACCAAAAGAGUUUGAGAAAUAUGACAAAAUCAUCGAGAGCCAUUUCGGAAGCAACAUGAGCAAAUCCAGCCAGCUGAUGGGUCGUAUCGAUUUCCUUCUGACCAAUGCAGACCCUUCGCUGGGAUUCAUCCGGCCAACAGUUCCACAAUCGAUUCAGUUGGGAUUCCUUCACGUGAAACCUCCGAAGCCGCUGCCCGAAGAUCUGCGGCUAUAUUUGGACAACUCACACCGCGGUGUCAUUUAUUUCAGCCUCGGAACGCUCAUUCGAACCGACACGGUGAGCCAGCGAAACGUGCAAUUGUUUGUGGACGCUUUCAAAACGUUGCAUUAUGAUGUACUAUGGAAAUGGGACAAUGGCAUCGAUCUGGAUGGAAGCAGCAACAUACGAACCGUGCCGUGGGUGCCACAGCAAGACCUGCUCGCCCAUCCAAAUGUGAAGCUAUUCGUGACCCAGGGUGGACAGCAGUCAAUGGAGGAAGCAGUAGAUCGACAAGUUCCGAUGGUGGUGAUACCGUUCAACUUCGACCAGUUUGGCAAUGGAGACAAGGUGGUCGAACGUGGCAUCGGAAAGACGAUCUGGAUGGAACACCUAACGACCGAGAACCUCCGGGAGGCGAUACUGGAGGUUAUCGGGAACAAAAAAUACAAACGAAACAUCGAACGGCUGGCCAAGCUGGUCCGGGACCAACCGAUGCGCCCACUGGACAAAGCCGUCUGGUGGACGGAGUACGUCAUCCGACAUCAGGGAGCCUCGCACCUGCGGUACAAACAGGCCCAGAUGCCAGCCUGGCAGUAUCACUAUUAUGACGUGGUGGCCACACUACUAGCCACAGCUCUGGUCGUGCUGGCUCUGGUUGCUUAUGUCCUCAAGCGGCUACUGAGCUACCUUCUACUUCGAGCACAAUCGUGGCAAGUGCGGCGGGUGAAACAGAAAGCCCUCUAGAGCAAUUUGAAGGGAGUUCAACGUGUGUACAAGUAGGUACUUGCAGCGCGGCAGCAGUAAUAGCAUAUUGGAACGAAUGCUAAUGAAUGGACGAUAGGAAAGAGGUGCGACAGAUGACCGUGGAUAUGAUGUAUGCUUAACCUUGGCGAAGAAGAUGUUUUUUUUUUUUUUGAAGAAUGUGUUGUAACACGUCCGAAGGUACGAAUGCACAAGUCAAUAGGCGUACGGUUAAUGUAUUGCGUAAAUUUAGGUUGGUGAUGCCCAAUAUUAGGUUAGUGUUUAUUUAGACCGUUUGCACUGUUCGAUACUGACUGUUUGCACUGGUAGGUAUAUUCAUUUAUGGAUGGAUGAUGGAGGAACUUGCCGAAAUAGACUUCGUACGUGAAAAGCGGCAAAGGGACGACGGGAAGGGGAGGUUGGCCAACAUUGAAUGCAUAGAUGUUUCCGCUACAUUUUUCACGUAGCACGUAUUUAAUUUUAGGUUUAGGCAUAAUGAUGUUAACUUUAACACGAGUAUGAGAAGCAAAUAAAAUAAAUAAAGUACAAACCG
This is a messenger RNA of Ochlerotatus camptorhynchus, 2157 nucleotides long. Its product is annotated as UDP-glucosyltransferase 2-like. Gene Ontology annotation, molecular function: UDP-glycosyltransferase activity. The coding region runs from base 9 to 1607 and encodes 532 amino acids. The record is from RefSeq and is a predicted model, not a curated record. NCBI's taxonomy places the organism in Eukaryota, Metazoa, Arthropoda, Insecta, Diptera, Culicidae. The transcript is spliced from 3 exons.